Prorocentrum cordatum is the source of this 2913-nucleotide messenger RNA. The record is from the annotation of a GenBank genome assembly. NCBI's taxonomy places the organism in Eukaryota, Dinophyceae, Prorocentrales, Prorocentraceae.
AUGGCGUCUCAGCAGGGAGCUGCUCCCGUGCCGAAGAGUUCGCGCACGGCACAGCAGCCUGCAGUGCCGCCUGCAGCGUCGCCCGCACCGCCCGCGCCAUUGGCCGUCGCGGAGCUGCUCGAGGUGGAAUCGGUGCAGAGCCAGGCGGGGCAUCUGAUCAAUUGGGCAAAGGGGACGAAGGAGUACGUCGACCAUGCUCUCCUCAAGUUCCUGUCUGAGAAGCAAGCACUGGUGUCUUUCAAAGUGCCGGCCUCCGUCAUGCUCGUCCCUCCUCUGCAAAUUUCUGCCGCAGCCUCUGGCGCGCACCUGACAUCGUUUCGGGAGGUCAUGCAGUACGACAACUUGCAGUUGAGCUUCCUUAAGACGGGGCAGUACGAGGCUGCAGGGACGGUGUGGAUGCUUGACCCGCCCCCCGCCGACACGUCGGACACCGUCUCUAUCAGCCAGCUCGAUGCCGCCAUGGCGAACUGGACUGAGGAGAGGCUCUUGCUGUCUUCCGACCACCCGCCGUCGCGGCGCUACUCGUUCGACGUGCCGCUCCCAGCGCGAGUUGGCAACACCAGGGUGGCCCAGCGCAUGGCCCAAGGCGAAUCCACUGUUCUCAUGGCAACGGGAGCGCCCAUGCUGGCGGGGCAUGCGCUUGUGAUGGCGUUGUAUGGCGCCAUGGCGGAGGCAUUGUCCGCCGGCAACAGUGAUCGCGCAUUCAAGCUGUUUGAGGCAGCUUUGUCUGUGCCAAUCAGGCUGCGUCUCAGCCCCGAUCCUGACGCCUGCCAGCUGGCGUCGCUGCUGUUCUCUGAGACCGUAUUCUCUGCUUGCGCAGCCUCUGGCGCGGAUUCUUUUUGGAAGUUGGCUGAAAAGGUGAGUCGCCUGACCAAGUGCCAGAAGGCUUUGGCCGAGAACCUUUCUAUUCCGAAAUUGACCGGCGUCCUCAAGUGCUACGGGAUCACGUUCAAGGGCAACGCGCUGACCGACUCACACGCAAAGGCUUUGAAAAGCCCCACGCCUUUCGUCGGGAAUCAAGCUUGCGCCGCGGCCUACUCUUUGGCGGGGGCUUUCUGCCCCGAGCUGCGCGAACCCGCGCUGUUGAUGCGGCUGGCGCAGCUCUGCAAAGGAAGGGCGGCGCCCCCCCAGGCAGACAAGGACGCGGUCGCCUGCGACUCGAUGGCGUUCAUCCUGGACUGCUUGCGCGUUGCCCGGCUGACUGGCGAGGCCCCCAGGGGGGAGACGCUUUCUUUGAGCAAGGUCACGGGGCAAGAGAAGAAGACCCCCGCGAUGGCGCACGUGCUAUUCAAGAAACAUGAUGUCAUCGACUACAUUAUGCACGAGGCGGCGUUGAUCGACAAAGAAAUGGUGACUACAGUAUCCAUAUUUCGCACGCCGCUUUCCAUCGUGAAGCGCUUCUCAGCCUCUGGCGAGAAAAGCUUAGCUGCUGCAUUUCGGCGAGAGGAGACCUCCGAUACCAGUGGGUUGGAAAACACGUUCGCUGUCCCUGUGGCCGAAUACCGCGACCAGCAAGGCCGAGAUGCGAAGACGCAGGCGUUGAUCGACUUCGCGUGGGCGGUCUGGGCUGGCCACUUCGACGAGGAGCUCCAGGAGCUGGCCGCCCAAGACCUGCAGGUAGGUGCAGCCGCCUUCCUGUGGCACCGGUACUUCGCCGAAAGCACCAAGGAGAUGGGCGUCAAGUACCGCGCGCUGACCGCUGCUUGCUCGGCGGGCCCCAUUUCGGCUGGCACUGCCGAGGGCGCAGCCUCUGGCGUGGUCAUGGGUGCGUCGGAGCUCCAGGAGGCCGACCAGGAGGACCUCCAGAAAACCAAGGACUUGCUCUUCUCUCUUCGCAGGAAGACUGUUUCGUUCGUGGCGCUGCCGUCGGUCGGCGGAGCCACUGGCGCGGAACACAGCGCCGCCCAGUUGCAGAAAUUGUGGGAGGAGAUGCGUCUCGGACACAGGUACGCCAAGAAAAAGCAAGACGUUCGUGCGUUCGUGGUGUCGGCCGACCUGUUCGCCCCAAACGUGAGCAAGACCGGGGUGGCGGCGAGCUUGGGCGACCCCGUCGCUGUGGAUGCGGACCGUUUCGGGCGCGUGCUUGAUUUCGUCUUGCAGAAGCGUUCGGUUCACGAUAUCGUCAUUUUCCUCGAUGGGCGGAGCCGGUCGUGCCGCAAGCUGAUCGAGGAGAAAGAGGAGAGUCUCGCAGCCUCUGGCGCGCACGCUGUGACUGAGUGUUGGUGCGUGUAUGUGCAGCCGAGCAAGGAACAGGACUCCAGAGUCCCGGGAAGAAUGACUUCUUUUGCGUGCAACAGCAAGGAAGUCGCCAUCUGCUCCAUCCCGAAAAGGGGCGCCAUGAAGGUAGUGCAGCGCGCGGAGUUCAACUUGCGCGGCGAGACCACGAGUUCUGCGACGACGUACACGGGCGUGCCUAUGCGGCUUUACAGCGAGCUGCCGCGGAUGACCUACGAGACGAAGGCCUCGAUCCUGGGAAACGCAGCCGCUGGCGCGGUGAGAGGGAAGCGCGCGCAGAAAUACAUCGACGCGAACGGGCACCCCUUCUCGCACUUGGAGGUGAAGCCAUUGAGCUUUUGGCAACGGAUUUGCGAGCACCACCACAUCACGCAUAUCGUUGACUUCACGGCGGGGUCUGGCGGGUUGGCAAUCGCAGCCUCUGGCGCGAUGGAGUACGAGGGCGUGGCGGUCAACGAGGUGCACCGGGAGUGGCUCGACGCGACCUUGGACCGAUGCGCGUUGUACAUGGCGGGGCGUGACAAGAAUUUCGCCCAAAAGCUCGGCGGCGACGACGGUUUCGUUGAGAAGGUAGAGAAGUAUUUCGCGGGAGCGAUGAUGGAGGUGCGGCGCUUGCUCGAACCAGUCGCGGACGAGGAGGGCGGGGAUGGGGGGGGCUCAGACCCAGAUGAGGAGUAG